Molecule: messenger RNA, 793 nt
Organism: Dama dama (fallow deer)
Lineage: Eukaryota; Metazoa; Chordata; Mammalia; Artiodactyla; Cervidae
Gene: C5H17orf107
Product: chromosome 5 C17orf107 homolog
Exons: 3
Coding region: 178-729 (183 amino acids)
Source: RefSeq, a predicted model, not a curated record
CCCAGAGUUCGUGAUGUCACAGCCUCCCCGCUGUCCCUGAGCCACAGAGCUGCCACUGGUCCUCUGACCUCACAAACGCACCUCUCCGCACGCGUGGAGCUACUCCUCCUGGCGGGGCCAGACGGUCCGCCCCCCGGCCCGGUCUUUCUCCCCGCCCUCGCACGGCCAGUGGCAACCAUGAAGGGGACCCCCAGUUCCCUGGAAACCCUGCUGUGGGUCUACCACUUCCACAGCUCCACGGAGGUGGCCCUCCAGCCCCCGCUUCUGUCUUCCCUGGAGCUCGUUGCGGCCGCAGCCCAUGAAUAUCUGGAGCAGAGGUUCAGAGAACUGAAGUCCCUGGAGCCUCGAGAGCAGGAGAACACGCCUGCCGGGAAGCCCACCCUGGGGCUAGUGCUAAGAGAAGCCGCGGCCAGCGUAGUGAACUUCGGGGCCACUUUGUUAGAGAUCUCAGCCCUGUGGGUGCAGCAGGAGCUACGGCGACUAGACGGCGGCCCGGGUCCGGGGCCAGACGCUGGGGAUCCGGGCGGAGCCCUGGUCCGUGUAGCCCAGGCCACGGGGCAGGGGGCUCUGCAAGUGGGGGCUGCAGCAGGCGCGAGCGCCCGGCUCCUGCUCCAGGGGGCCUGGCUAUGCCUGUGUGGACGAGGUGUGCAGGGGUCCGCCUCAUUCCUGCAACAGUGGCAACGCCAGCUGGACCUCGGAACCCCUGGGGAACCGGUGAGUUCAAGAUGAGGGGAGAGUUGGGGGCCAGAGGCGUCCCGGCUGGGUGGUACUGAGCCGGCCCACCCCCAGCAGA